This is a messenger RNA of Vitis vinifera (wine grape), 816 nucleotides long. RefSeq names its product 60S ribosomal protein L27a-3-like. The coding region runs from base 241 to 681 and encodes 146 amino acids. Gene Ontology annotation, biological process: translation. The transcript has a single exon. Gene Ontology annotation, molecular function: structural constituent of ribosome. The record is from RefSeq and is a predicted model, not a curated record. Lineage: Eukaryota; Viridiplantae; Streptophyta; Magnoliopsida; Vitales; Vitaceae. Gene Ontology annotation, cellular component: ribosome; cytosolic large ribosomal subunit.
UAAUUUAUGAUUUUGUGUCAACAGACUCAACACUUAUACGACUUCAUGCUGGGUUCUACUCCUACAAAAUGAAACGACGUAGCUUCAGUAUUGCCACAGCCAAACGACGUCGUUACAUCUUCACACAAAUGGGACUGCGUUCCUAUAUAUUCCCAAAACCCUAGCAUCCCUUUCCUCUUUCUCUUCUCUCCGCAGACAACCCCAGAGAUUCAAAGGCCUUAGGCGGUACAAGGUACAAGGAUGACAACCAGGUUCAAGAAGAACAGGAAGAAGAGAGGGCACGUCAGCGCCGGCCAUGGCCGGAUCGGCAAGCACCGGAAGCACCCCGGUGGUCGCGGAAAUGCUGGAGGUAUGCAUCACCACCGCAUCCUUUUCGACAAGUACCACCCUGGCUACUUCGGGAAGGUCGGAAUGAGGUACUUCCACAAGCUCCGCAACAAGUUCUACUGCCCCAUCGUCAACAUUGACAAGCUGUGGUCCAUGGUGCCUCAGGAUGUGAAGGACAAAGCCUCUCCUGAUAACGCCCCUCUCAUCGACGUCACUCAGUUCGGCUACUUCAAGGUUCUGGGCAAGGGCGCGUUGCCUUCCUCGCAGCCAAUCGUCGUGAAGGCCAAGCUCGUCUCUAAGAUAGCCGAGAAGAAGAUCAAGGAAGCCGGUGGUGCCGUUGUUCUCACCGCCUAGGUUUUGAAUCUUUCCUUGUUCCGUCCUUUCAUUUAUUUUGUUUACCAAUGGAAGUUGUUAGCGGUUUUUUGAUGAAUUGAAUUACAAUGAAUUUUGUUUGGGUUGAUGCGCAAUGUUAUCCUUUUUUAUACUCCA